Tetrahymena thermophila SB210 is the source of this 579-nucleotide messenger RNA. RefSeq names its product ADP-ribosylation factor(Arf)/Arf-like (Arl) small GTPase family protein. Gene Ontology annotation, biological process: intracellular protein transport; vesicle organization; endoplasmic reticulum to Golgi vesicle-mediated transport. The record is from RefSeq and is a predicted model, not a curated record. Gene Ontology annotation, cellular component: COPII vesicle coat; endoplasmic reticulum exit site. The transcript has a single exon. Lineage: Eukaryota; Ciliophora; Oligohymenophorea; Hymenostomatida; Tetrahymenidae. Gene Ontology annotation, molecular function: GTPase activity; GTP binding.
AUGUUCAUUUUCGACUUUUUCAAAAAUAUGUUAGGCUACUUAGGUCUUUACAAGAAAAAUGGAAAAAUAUUAUUUUUAGGUUUAGAUAAUGCUGGUAAGACUACUUUGUUAAGAAGAUUGAAAGAUGGUCGUCUCGUUUAGCACGAUCCAACUCUUGGUUCCCACACCGAAGAAUUAGUAUUAGGAAACAUCCGCUUUAAAGCCUUCGAUUUAGGUGGUCAUGAAGCUGUUAGAAAAACAUGGAAAAAUUAUUUUGCUUCUAUUGAUGGCAUUGUCUACUUAGUUGAUAGCUCUGACCGUGCUCGUUUUGAAGAAUCAAAAAUUGAAUUUAACAAAAUCAUUUAAACCAAAGAACUUGAAAAGGUUCCAAUUGUAAUUCUUGGUAAUAAGAUUGACAUUUAAGGAGCUGCCUCUGAAGAUGAACUUAGAAUAAACUUUGGAUUAGCAAAUUCAUCAUAAAUUGGUAUAGAAAAGAUUACCGAAAUAGACGGCCGUCCCAUUGAAUUGUUUAUGUGCUCUGUUUCUAAAAAGAUUGGCUACGCUGAUGGUUUCUAAUGGCUUUCUAAAUUCUUAAAAUGA